CACUUCCUGCCCAAACAGCUCAGUUCAGGAAGAAGAAAUAAUGGCGACGCUUCUGGGGUCCGAGUCCCCUUUUACUGGUGGAAAACGAAGAGUUUGCAAUAGCAAUAUCAUCACAAAGUUCACGGCCAGUAAAAUUACUGGUCAGGGUUUCAGUCGAGGGACACAGCUCCCAGGAGGCCUGCUCCAGGAGAGAGAUAAACGGGCCAAGUGGCAUGGCAUCCCUACUCUGCUGCAGAAGCUCUACGAGAGCAGCCAUCCCAACAGUGACCUCUCCCAUGCCCACAGCUUUCUUAAGGUAUUAUCAUCCCAGCUCUCCAUGGAGGCCAUGUCUUUUGUUACGGAGGACAGGAAGACCGCUCAGGAAUCCACCUUCCCCAACACGUACACCUUUGACCUCUUUGGUGGAGUCGAUCUGCUUGUGGAGAUCUUGAUGAGACCCACAUUAACUAUGCAGAAGAAAAAACCCAAAAUGAAUGAUGACUUGGUCAAGGACUGCCUUAGUGUUCUCUACAACUGUUGUAUAUGUACAGAGGGGGUCACAAAGAGCCUGGCAGCGAGGGAUGACUUUGUUCUGUUCCUCUUCACUCUGAUGACCAACAAGAAGACCUUCCUACAGACUGCAACCCUAAUUGAAGAUAUUCUUGGAGUCAAAAAGGAGAUGAUCCAGUUAGAGGGCAUCCCCAACCUGUCAGGCCUGGUCCAAAGCUUUGACCAACAACAGCUAGCCAACUUUUGCCGCAUCUUAUCUGUCACUAUAUCGGAACCUGAUGUAGGAAACGAUGACAAGCACACCCUGUUGGCCAAAAAUGCCCAGCAGAAACGCAAUGCUAGCCCCUCACGGGCAGAGGUCAACCAGGUAACCCUGCUAAACAUCCCUGGCUUCAUUGAGCGUCUGUGUAAGCUGGCCACUAGAAAGGUGUCUGAGGCCACUGGAGCUAACUUCCUGCAGGAGCUGGAGGACUGGUACACAUGGCUGGACAAUGCUCUGGUGCUGGACGCCCUCAUGCAGAUGGCAACUGAGGAGGCUGAACAAAGCAGUACAGAGUCAUCAGAUGAGAGUUCUCUGGCCACCAGCCCUCUGAGACAUCGACUGCCGCAGUCCAUGAAGAUCGUCCAUGAGAUAAUGUAUAAAGUGGAAGUGCUCUAUGUACUAUGUGUCCUUCUUAUGGGCCGACAGAGGAACCAGGUCCACAGGAUGCUGGCUGAGUUCCGUCUCAUCCCGGGGCUCAAUAACCUGUUUGACAAGCUGAUCUGGAGGAAAUACACUGCUUCAAAUCACGUGGUGCAUGGCCAGAAUGAGAACUGCGACUGUAGUCCAGAAAUAUCCUUCAAAAUCCAGUUCUUGCGGCUACUUCAGAGUUUCAGUGAUCACCAUGAGAACAAAUACCUCCUGCUGAAUAGCCAGGAGCUGAAUGAACUGAGUGCCAUAUCUAUGAAGGCUAACAUCCCUGAGGUGGAAGCUCUGGUCAACACAGACAGAAGCCUAGUGUGUGACGGGAAGAAGGGCCUCCUCACGCGAAUCCUCACUGUCAUGAAGAGGGAGCCUCCAGACUCGUCAUUCAGAUUCUGGCAGGCGAGGGCAGUGGAAAGUUUUCUCAGAGGAGCCACCUCCUAUGCAGACCAAAUGUUCCUCCUGAAGAGGGGACUACUAGAGCACAUCCUGUUCUGCAUCAUAGACAGUGGCUGUACAUCUCGAGAUGUCCUACAGAGCUACUUUGAUCUGCUUGGAGAGCUCAUGAAGUUCAACAUUGAUGCCUUCAAAAGAUUCAACAGUUAUGUCAACACUCCAGAGAAGUUUCAGACCUUCCUGACGCAGAUCAACAGUUCUCUGGUGGACUCUAACAUGCUGGUGCGCUGCAUUGUCCUUUCUUUGGACCGCUUUGAGAGCCAGACUGAAGAUGUCAAAGUGGUGGAGGUACUUUCUGAGUGUUGCCUGCUGUCCUACAUGGCCAGAGUUGAGAACAGGCUGUCCUUCCUCUUCCGACUGAUCAACAUCAUCAACGUACAGACACUCACACAGGAGAAUGUGAGCUGUUUAAACACCAGUUUGGUGAUCUUGAUGCUGGCCAGAAGAAAGGCUAAACUGCCCUUCUACCUCAACGCGUUGCGUGAGAAGGAGUAUGCUGAGAAGUACCCGGGCUGCCUGCUCAACAAUUUCCACAACCUACUGCGCUUCUGGCAGCGCCACUACCUCAACAAGGACAAAGAUAGCACCUGUUUGGAGAACAGCUCCUGUAUUCCCUUCAGCUACUGGAAGGAGACGGUGUCAGUGCUGCUGGGCUCAGACAGGACUUCUCUGUGCGCCAUAGCGAGCUACAUUGAUGAGCCCUUCAUGGAUCUGGACAGAGACCUGCUGGAAGAUUGACCUCCAGUGUGCAGACUGGGGGUGGGACAGGGCAGAAGGUCACAGGGAGCAUGGACACCUAAAGCUGGUGAUGACUCGACUGAGCUGAGCCAUCCAGGUGCUUUGUGACUGCAUUCUGGAUGUAAAGACUCACCUGUUUGCUGUCUGUACCGUCGCAUGGAGGCCGUCAUCACAGAUGUGAGGGGAUGUAAUUUGCCUGGCUGUCAUCUUCUCACUAAGUUACCGUCGUCUCUUCUUCUGAGGAAGGGAGGAAACCUGUGUGCCCACCCCAGAUCGCCCACAUUGUUACCAGACAAUUAAGGGACUUUGCGAAAUGUCACCUGCAUUGGUUGUUUGCUUCAGGUGACAUUCAAAUAGAGCCUUUUAUAUAGCCUAUACAAAAUUCUAUGAAAAAAUAUGUAUGAUUCAACAAAUUAUAUCUAAGAAAAAAGAUUUUCACAUGAACUUGGUUUGGAAAUGACCACAGAUUAAACCGUCACCCAGAUGUGGAGAUCAGUGGUACGUCACAGGGCUGACAGGAGUCACCGGCCCCACUCUCCCACUACCUACACACACUGACUCCAUGCCACUCCACUGCCUAACCUGUGGGGGAAACUGGUGAUAUUGGAGUUUUUGCAGGUGUCCUCUCAAUGAACAGCAUUUUCGUUUAACCUGUCUGUGAGUCUAUUUUAUUAGGUGGCUAUUGUUGAUUGGUGCUUUCUGGCUCUACUCAGCACAUUUAGGUAGCUUGUGGGCCAGCUGACAUGUUUCACAAAUCACACGGGGCUCCUCUCACCUACAACCAUCCACUCUUGUGGCUUCAGAAGCUUCACCCAGGGACUCGUUUCUUUACCAGGUUAUUUUUGUUGAUUUACUUUUGUCUUGUUGAAAACAAUGGCUUUUAGCUCUGGAUAAACUGUAGAAUAAAACAUUGCACAGAUUAAAUUGUUUUUAUUGUUUAUUAUAUUUGAACACAUUUGUUGAUUUAGAGGUGGGGUAUGCGAUUCUAAUCCAAUACACGUCUUUUUGUCAAAUUCAGCAAAUAUCUCCUCACGGCCCGCUAGUUGUCUGUUCUGUGUGCGUGCUGAAAAAAAAACUCCGGUGUUUGUACACCGCCCUGGCUCCGAAAAUGGGAAAUAAACAAAGUAGCUCGGACCGAGCCACACAACAGUAUUAAGCCAUUCCAGUUUGUCAGGUAAUGUUAAAUGACUUGCCCACGGACAUUCAGCUUACUUUCUAGUUUGCCAAGAUAUGCUGCUGUUGUGAUGUUAGCUAUAGCAGCAGGAGAGUUGUGAGUAUCGCUGUCUGGAGCUGGUGUGCUGGCUCUGGGAAACGUCUCGUCCUCUCUGCAUGUUAGCUUCGCAGCAGCAACUUUAGGGACAGUUUGCUAACGUACAACCUAGCUAAGGUUAGUUACAUUACUUGCUGUGUUGUUGUUCGCUCUAUAUCAUGGUAUUUGUCAUGGUAUUGGAUUUCUCAAGAAUCGCAUACACCACCUUUUUUUAAAAUAACUUCAUUUUGUAACAGAAUUUGUAUCCAUGUUGUGAGAAAUGCUUGGGGAAGAGAAUAAACUAUGCAGGCGCUAGUGUUAAGAUACCACUUUAUUGUUCCAGUCCAUACAAAGUUUAUGUGAAUUAGCCUUCUGCCCAACAUCAUCAGCAUUGGACUGAAGAUUUACCACUUUCUCUGGUUUCCGCUUUUUCUCAAAAUCUUUGACUACAAGCUGAGAAUGACAAUCUUUCUAUGUGAUGGCUCUUUUUGCAUGGCACCACUUGAUCUUUACUUUGGAUAAAGAUGAAGCAGUGGGCACGGCUAUGUUCAUGAUGUGUCCAUGGCCUGAAUGUGCAGCUGUUUAGUGGAAAUGGAAGAUGCAGAGCUGAACAGAUAUUUGGUGUCUGAAAUUAAACAGACCCAACCUGAGAUAAGUACAAAAUGGAUGAGCUACCUCAUAUUUUAUCCUGACACCAUACAGAUCAAACUACUUCUAAUGACAAGUGUACAGUUUCACUCCCAGCAUGUCAUGAGUCAUAAUACAUGUUCAUGUGAAUGUACAAGGGCAUUUCUACAGUUGGCCCCUGAUGCCAUGAGUUACUAGUGCUAUGCCGCCUUGGGAUGCAAACACAAAUGUCCUUUACACUUUGAAAGCCUUUUAUUUGCUUUAAAGCUAAUUAACCAGAAAUAUUUCCUUUUUUUUUUUUCUAGCUCUCAUUCAGCAUGUCUUAAAUCUCUUGAUGGGUGUGCACAUACUUAGUUACUAAUUAGUUCAUCUUUUGUGCUUUGCAGUGAAGUUAAUGCAACUACACUUUACAAGUGCUUCUCUCUUCUCUCUCUGUUUCUCUGCGGGAUUCCCGAGAUAAUUGCAUCGGUUUCUUGAUAACAUGAUGUGAUUGGACACAUUGUUAUGCGUUACAUUCUUAGUACUGAUCGUGUGUUUAUCAUUGAUCCAAAUCCCUCUUAUCACUCCAGUCAUCCACCAUGGAAGUCAAUGAGGCUAUUGGUAUAAAAACGUGAAUGUUGUUAGUGCUCUUCUGGAGCAACUAUAUAAACAAUAUCUGAACCCUGACUUCUGUAGCUUUGUGAUCUGAAUUUCAGAGAGUGACCCUUCUGUAUGAUGAGAAUUAUUCUCAACAGUUAUGCUGUAUGUGGCGUGAUGCUCCUAGUAGGCCUUAGACUUCAUUCAUUAGUUUGUAUAGAAAAUGGUGAAAUGUUAUCCUCUGGGCCAAGAACAUGCUGCGUGGUAUAAAAUAUAACACUAUUUGGUUUUUACUUUAGAUCCCUGAUAUUUUUACUUUAUUAACUUGAGACUUAUGUAAUGUUUGGCAUGAGGAUGAUAUUAUUAGACACAUUUUGCAGCCAGUCGUAAUCUCACGUUCAAAACUCAAAUAUGAUUCUCACCUCACCAGGAUCGACAGCAUCUAUAACAUUUGUUGAAAAGAACAACCUUUUAAGAGAUGCUGACAGUGGAUAAUAUUCAUGGGGUAAAAUCUGAAUUAUGAAUUAAUUUUAGACAACAAUCCAUGUUUUUUUUCAUUUGCAUUGGCAUGAAUAAUGCAUAAAAUAUCACAUGGUUGUUAUAAAUUCACCUCUGCACACUUACUCACACAGUCUUAAUCUCUCACUAACCUUUUUAGACCAUCAAACAAACAGAAAAGAUUCAUGUUUCGGUUUCACAUUCUAUUAUAACUACUUCUGUAACCAACUUUCACUCUCAUGUUCCUCUAAUGCUGGUAUUGAACUUAAUUUUCUUUAUUUAACAGCUGUUUGUCAAAUUAAUAAUAUAAUAAAUUCUUCUUUAGACCUUC
Siniperca chuatsi (mandarin fish) is the source of this 5646-nucleotide messenger RNA. It is a transcript of the gene trpc4apa, whose product is annotated as transient receptor potential cation channel, subfamily C, member 4 associated protein a. Gene Ontology annotation, cellular component: Cul4A-RING E3 ubiquitin ligase complex. Bases 41 to 2365 code for a protein of 774 amino acids. Gene Ontology annotation, molecular function: phosphatase binding. The record is from RefSeq and is a predicted model, not a curated record. Gene Ontology annotation, biological process: ubiquitin-dependent protein catabolic process. NCBI's taxonomy places the organism in Eukaryota, Metazoa, Chordata, Actinopteri, Centrarchiformes, Sinipercidae. The transcript has 18 exons.